Molecule: messenger RNA, 3957 nt
Organism: Rotaria sordida
Lineage: Eukaryota; Metazoa; Rotifera; Eurotatoria; Philodinida; Philodinidae
Source: the annotation of a GenBank genome assembly
AUGGAUGAAAUUAUUAAACAAUUAACACAUGAUAAUAAUCUUUUGGAACAACAAUGGUCUGAUAUAUUUAGUCGUAUUGAAGAAGCAUCAAUAUCUAACGAUUCUAAAUUAAUUUUAAAUGCACUUGUUGAUUAUUUACUUACAGAACCAAUUGACUCAUUACCAUGCCUUUUAAAAUAUUUAUUAAUUACUAUGGUAAUUGAACAAUUAAUUAAAAAAGAAGUCUCUAUUGAAAUUAAUGAUUUAAUAAAUGUUUUUAUUCGUAUUCUUGAUUCGUCAAGAGUUGAUCAAUUGUAUUUAAAAUUUCUUGAAACAAUUUAUAAAAAUUUUGAAAUUGGUGAGCGACUGUGUUCAACACCAAUUAAGACAGAUUUAAUUGAAAAAAUUCUUCAAAGUUUACAAAAGAAAACAUUUGUAUUUAAUUCCAAUGAAGAUACUGAAAAAUGGGAAACAUUUUUAACUCAAACUAUUUUUUCGAAUUCAACGAAUGAUAUGAAUAUUUUAAAUAAACAAGAUAUUAUAGAAGAAAUGAAAGCAAAUUUUCAACAAUUUUACAAACAUGCUGUUCAACAGUCUCAACAAUCAUCAGUAUGGUUAAAAAUUGCAACAAUAUUAAAUGAAUCUUCAAGUAAAAUAUUCACUAAUGAAACAUCAUGGAAUAUGAUUUUAUCCGAUACAAAUCUCUCAAUUGAAAAUAUAUCUUUUGAUUGUAUAACUCAAUUAAUUCAAUCGUAUAAAAAUGAUAAUGAACUAGUAAAAAUAGGUUAUACAAAAUUCUUAACAAUAUUUGAACGUUUAAUUUUAGUAAAUAAUUAUGAUGAUGCUUAUCAAUUAUCUUCUAAUAUAAUUAUUCCAAAUUUAUCUAUAAUUGAUCUUGAAAUUUUAUUUUGUACAAUAAUUCGACUUUGUCCAAUAGUUGAACAUCGAGAUUUAUUUUGUUCACGAAUUCUCGAUAGUCUCAUUUUGGCAUUAGCAAAUUUACAAAUCAAGAAAAACUUAGCAAUAAUUGUUUUUGAUUUAGCUUUAGCUAUUUUGAAACUAUGUGUAUAUGAUGCACCAGAUUUAUCAUAUAGUUUAUUAAGAAGAAACGAUUUUUAUCCAUGGCAAGAAUUAAUAAAUGGUUUAGUUGAUUUAGUAAAAACUUGUAUUUCAUAUGAUAUAAUUAUUGAAAAUAAUUUUUUUAGUAAAUUAGAUCAAUUAGAAAAUAUUAUUGAUUUAAUAUAUAGAAAAAUACAAGCUUAUCCAAUAAUUUCUAAAGUUAUUCAUCCAAUUAGUGUUGAAGCUGUUCUUCGAUGGUCAAAUAUUCAAUAUAAUGGAAGUCAUCAUGUUUAUCGAAUGGGAAAUUCUAUAAUGAAUUUAAUUGAUUUACGACAAAUAAAUGAAGAUAUAUGUAUGAAAUUUAUUGAUGCUAUACAAACUCGAGUUCAUUGUGAUAAUGAAGAAAUAAACAAUAAGAGUCGCCUCUUUUUUAAUAAUAUGUCGCAACAUCUUGGUGAGUUUAUUAUGCAACUUAAAAGACUUUCACAUAAUAUACAUUCAAAAUUAGCUACUCUCUUUUUAUCUCUACUGGAUUAUUCAUUCUAUGAUGAAGAUCACAAUAUGACAUUUCACUAUGUUACUUUAAUAAGUAUAUUAUAUAGAACAGCUUCAUGUAUUUUUAAUGAAAAUGAUGCUCGUCUUUAUGAACCAUUCCUUGAUCGAAUGUAUAUGAAUGUUAAAGAUGAUAAUGAAACAAUGUUUCAUCAAAUAUGGGUCAAUUUUUGGCUUAUUGCUGGUGUACAAGUACAAACAAUAGCUGCUAAUCACAUUGAACAAUUUCUUGAUCAUACAUUCAAUCGCAAAGAUAUGUGUCUUAGCAGUUUAUUAUUAACGUUGAGUGUUCAACAUACUGAACUAUUUUAUUCUCAUUUCGAUGAUCUUGUUAAUAUAUUAUUCACUGACAAUGGACAAUAUUUAACUAACUUAUUUGGUUUAUUUUUAUUAAUCGUCAAAAAAUAUCCAGAAAUAGUUUCAUCGAAACAUAUUGAUUAUAUAUUUUCAUCAAUAGAAACAAUUUCAUUCAGUAAUGAACUUUGUAUAAUUAUUCAAACACUUAGUUGUGUAGCGAAUUAUCAUCCUUAUUUAUUUGAUAGACAUUGUGGAAAAAUUAUUUGUUUAAUUAUUGAAAAACAAAAUUUAUUAAUAUUUGAAUGUUUUCGAAAUUAUAUUAUUUCAUCAAUAAUUAUCAAUAAUGAAAAUAAAGCAAAUGAAUAUCUUAAUAUUCUUAUUGAUAUUUUAAAAAAUAAAAAAUGUUCAAAUGAAAUUCAACAAGAUAUUUUCUAUACUUGUUUACUUAUCGGAUUGAAAUAUAAACAAUUAUUAAUUAAUCGACGUUAUGAUUUUAAAGUUUUAGGUUCAAAUUUAAUAGUUAAUUAUAUUGAUAAUGCUACAAUCAGUGAAUUAGAUCAGACAACAAUUAAACAAGCUCAACUAGAAAUUGAAAAAAUCGAAUUAUGUAUUAAUAAAACAAAGAUGAAUAUCAAAACAGAACAACUAAAUACAAAUAAUAUUCCUUCUUGGAGUUAUCAAGUAUCUAAAUUACUUAAUAAUCCCAGUAAUAAUGAUUGGCGUUUACUCAGUAAACAACUUGGAUUUUCAUGUAGUGAAAUAAAACAUUGGUCAAUGCAAACAAAUCCUUGUAUGGCUUUACUUAACGAAUGGUUUAUAACACAUACAACAGAAGAAGCUAUUUAUAGUCUUAUUAAAGUACUUAAUGAUAUUGGUCGAUAUGAUGUUGAACAAAUUAUUCGACAAGAAGUAUUAAAAACAGGACAAACUAUUCCAAAUGAUUUAUCAGUUGAUAUAAAACGUCUACCACCAGUUUUUCUCUCAUUUCAUUCUAAUGAACAGAUACGUGUCACUAAAUUGAAAGAUCAUUUAGAACAAGCUGGUUAUGCUUGUCAAAUGUAUGAUGAGCAAACUGAAAUUAAUAUUCUAGAGAGUCUUAUUCGUGGAUCUAAAGUGAUCGUAUGUUGUAUUAACAUACUUUAUGAUCAAUCAGAAAACUGUUCAAAAGUAUUUCAUUUGAUAUUAAAUAUGAAAAAACCUUUCAUUCUUUUAUAUAUGGAAGAACAAACAUGGCCAUCUGAAAGUAAACUUAAAUCUAUUCUUGAUGAUUUUCUAUAUAUUGAAUUUUAUAAUGAUACAAAAGUGAAUGAUUGGCCUGAAAAUAAAUUUAUUGAAUUACUCAGUCAAAUUCGUUAUCAUGUUGCACCUGAUCCUGAUAUGAUUUGUGAACAAUAUCAUCAUUGGUUCGUACCUCGUCUUGAUAAUCUUAUCUUUUUGAAAUCAUCAAAUGAACAGAAACAAAACAAUUCCAUAUCAUUUAAUGAUAUUCCAUUAGUAGUUUCUCAUCCGCAAAUAAUUAUUUCCUAUCAAUGGGAUUGUCAAAAAGAUGUUCUUAAUCUUUAUAAGCAAUUAACACAAUUAGGAUAUCGAAUUUGGCUUAAUAUAUUUCAAAUGGGAGGUGGCGAUUCAUUGUUAGACAAAUAUAAUAUUGCGAUUCAACAAUCAUUAUGUUUACUUGUUUGUAUUACACCAAAAUAUAUGAAAUCUAUUAAUUGUCAACGUGAAAUAUCAUUAGCUAAUACUUUUCAUAAACCUAUAAUACCAUUACUACUCGAAGAAACGAACACAUGGCCACCUCCGGAUCUCAUAUUAUCAAUAUUUGUUCACAAAUCAUAUAUUGACUUUCGACAUUCAAAUAGAUAUGAUAGAUGGACAGGGAAACAGUUUGUAUUGUUACUUGCUCAACUUAAGAAAAUUAUACCUAAUGUGGAGACGGAUAAACCACGACAUUUACUCGAGAUGCAAAGACCUAUAUCUGCUUCUCGACAUAGUAAUAAUAAUGAUCAGCGAUCAAAACGAAUAUCAAGUGCACCAAUUAUUCCAAAAAGUCAAGCAUGUUCUCUCAUGUAG